GGCAUGGUGCCCCGUCCAUGUUUGGCGAUGAAUAAGUUUGUGUAGUUUCGACAAACUCUAGACAACACCAGCAACUACAGCUUAGGAGAAAGCAAAACUGUAUUUUCAAACCUUUUCAUUUUGCUUUAGGGUUUUUUCACAUCAACGCAACUUUCUGAAAUGUUUUAUCAAAGGUGACCUUACUUAAUUUGUCAUCAUUACUAAGUUAGAGUUAUCUAAAAAUCCGUCAAAGACCAGAGCAGGGGGUUCUGGAUCGAUGUCCCACUCACCUCAACAUUAACGGCUAAUUGCUGUGUCGUUCAAUUGUGCAGCUAACGUUAUACCUGGAUGGGCUCUUAUGUUGUUUGCUUUUUUUUUUUUCUUUUUUUACGUCUCCCGCAAUUAAUGAAUAGGCUCCUAAUUCUUCCUAGAGUCUCGCAUCCUCCGCCGGCUGGUCUCGUAUGAACCGCGUCGAGGUAGCGACGACGGGUCGGGGGCUCCGCCAGCAGAGCCGGGCUUCAGGAUGAGGAUGCCCAGAGGAGGACGCCUGUUCCUGGCGACGUGCCUCGGCUCGCUCUUUGUUCUCGUGCUUUACUAUCAGAGCAUCACCAACGCAGAACCUGGUGUGAAGACCGACAGCAGACCAGGGAAAAGCAGGAGAAGUCCACUGCAGACCCUCUACAAAGGAGACCAGUCUGAACAGCUGGAGCUGUUGGCAGCUCAGAGGUCCCUCCACGGUCGCAGGGAGCUGUUGGAGCAGGCGUGUCUGAGCCACACGAGGAAGCGCCAAGUGCUUUCGCCGGAGGAUCUCAAACACCUCAUUGUGGAUGAUAAACACAGCCUUAUUUACUGCUACGUACCCAAGGUAGCCUGCACCAACUGGAAGCGUGUCCUCAUGGUCCUCACCAGCGACGGCCGCUACACCGACCCCCUUGCCAUCCCCGCAAACGAGGCCCACGUGGCGGGCAACCUCCGCACACUCUCCGAGUUCUCAGUCCCCGAGAUCAACCAGCGCCUUCGCAGGUACCUCAAGUUCAUCUUUGUGCGGGAGCCCUUCGAGCGCCUGGUGUCCGCCUAUCGUAACAAGUUCACCCGUAGCUACAACACCGCUUUCCACAAGCGCUACGGAACCAAGAUCAUCCGCCGGCACCGUCCCGACCCGGAGCCCGAAGCGCUGGAGAAAGGAAACGACGUUUCUUUCCACGAGUUUGUCCAGUACCUCGUGGAUCCUCGGACCCAACGCGAGGAACCUUUUAACGAGCACUGGGAGCGGGUGCACUCCCUCUGCCACCCCUGCCUGAUCCACUACGACGUAGUGGGGAAGUACGAGACUCUGGAGCCAGACACUCAGGCUGUGCUCAGGUUGGCUGGAGUGGAGGGGACACUUCAGUUUCCAACGUCUGGUAAAAGCACCAGGACUGACGGCAACAUGGCAGCGCGCUUUUUCAAGCACAUCAGUCCUUUCUAUCAGAAGAAACUGUUCAACCUGUAUCGAAUGGACUUCCUGCUCUUCAACUACUCCACACCAGAGUACCUCAGGACUCGAUGAGGGGGGGCAGAGACAAGAGGAUGGACGUCAGCGCCGUGGAUGUGUGAUAGUUGUGAUGGUUUUCCUUUCACAUCCCAUUUAGACUUUCUUUUUUCAUUAGUGAUGAUCAUUUUUGCACUUUUUGGUUGCCAUGGACAGUUGUCGUCGCUGCCUGGAGUGGUCCAUCACAAGCACCGACUUGUCACCGUGACGCUCCGACAGUAACGGCUGUGGAGAUUGACUCGAUGUUUUGGUUUCAGUGAACGGAACUUUUGUAAAUGCAACCCAAUGUCUUCCUGAGAAAAAAAAGACAAGACACUUUGUGCUGUAAUCUGCAACGCUUCUGUCCUAUGUGUCCGUUUGCCUUCUAGUGUGAAAAGGGUGUUUUGUUUUUAACAGUCGGCAGAACAGACGGCUUGUUCCCACAUGCAAGCGACGCAUUAGCUGUCUUUACAAACAGGUCCAGUUGGAAAUUCAGUAUUUAUUUUGUAUUCACCUGAUUGCCAUUCGUUACAAAUUGUCAAAUUGAGAGAACCUUUUUAUUGACUUUCACCUCUUUCGUCUGUUAACGCGUAGUCGUCGAGUUGGUGUAAUUAACGGAAGUUAAAGUGACUCCCAUGGCUUGUUCCUUUGGGAACUAAUGAGGCAUAAAUUAAAGUCACACUUCCGAGGAGCAGGUUCUCCUCUUGCAUGGGUGGCGUACAGGUGGAAUGGGCUAACUGUGAAACUAAACACAGCUGAUUCAUUCACUUACAGGAGAAUAUCUCUGGAUGGCAUUUAUUUAUGUAUGUCAGUGCAUAAAGUAUUUAUUGUUAUAGAAACGUGUGUGUGUGUGUGUGUGUGUGUGUGUUAGUAAGGAUUUGGGCUCAUGAUUUGGUGAAAAUUAAUUUUAUAUGAAAGAACAGUUCAGAGGGAUUUCUUUUUUAUGCAUGAAAAGUUACUUGCUUUCUUGGCUUUUGCACGUACAUAAACUCAUCACAUCCUAUUUUUUUUUUUUUUUUUUUCCUUCUCUGAUCAAACCCUAGUUCCAAAACCGUUGCCUGAGCUUGUCUUAUCUUAAUUGUCACAGCACUCGCUGACAGUAUCUUAAAUGUGUAUCUGAGAGUCAUUUCCAGGGGAACUUGCAGGCACUCCUUACUCCUUAAUUCCAGUAAAAGUCAGUUACCAUCCCUCCUCUAUCACUCUCUGUAUUUAGCUCUGGGCAGGUAGGCUGAACAAACAAGCACAUAGCUGUGGUCAGGGCUGGGUCCGGCCCAGCGCUAGCCCUGGUCAGAGCUCCCCUUGUUAGCGUGAAUGCAGUCACAUCAAGGGGUUAAUCCACCUAUAGGCAUCUCCACUGCAGGGCCUCGUUCAGCAAAUGUGACGGAAUUUACAUCAAGAAUAAAACAGGUGUUGAUAUAGAAAAGUGGGUUACACUUUACUUGAAGGUAUCUACAUAAGAGUGACAUGACACUGUCAUGGACGUGUCAUAAACAUUAUAAACAAGUCCUAAACGUUUUAACGCUUCUGUCAGUAAGUGUCAUUCGGUUUUUGUCAUAACAAGUUAGGGUUAGGGUUCAUGUGUUCAUGACAGUGUCAUGU
Perca flavescens (yellow perch) is the source of this 3088-nucleotide messenger RNA. RefSeq names its product carbohydrate sulfotransferase 11. The coding region runs from base 503 to 1528 and encodes 341 amino acids. Gene Ontology annotation, molecular function: sulfotransferase activity. NCBI's taxonomy places the organism in Eukaryota, Metazoa, Chordata, Actinopteri, Perciformes, Percidae. The record is from RefSeq and is a predicted model, not a curated record. Gene Ontology annotation, biological process: carbohydrate biosynthetic process; proteoglycan biosynthetic process. The transcript is spliced from 5 exons. Gene Ontology annotation, cellular component: membrane.